This is a messenger RNA of Mirounga angustirostris (Northern elephant seal), 2643 nucleotides long. It is a transcript of the gene ETV7, whose product is annotated as ETS variant transcription factor 7. Gene Ontology annotation, biological process: regulation of transcription by RNA polymerase II; cell differentiation. Gene Ontology annotation, molecular function: DNA-binding transcription factor activity, RNA polymerase II-specific; sequence-specific DNA binding. Gene Ontology annotation, cellular component: nucleus. The transcript is spliced from 8 exons. Lineage: Eukaryota; Metazoa; Chordata; Mammalia; Carnivora; Phocidae. The record is from RefSeq and is a predicted model, not a curated record. The coding region runs from base 202 to 1206 and encodes 334 amino acids.
GUUUCCCGGAAGGAUAGCGAUUACCGGAGCGCUCUGUGAGCCUGCUGGCCCGGGGAACCCGAGGGCACACUACCCGGCACUUCUCGAAAGAGAUUUCCUCCCACGCGACCUUCCAGUUUGGGGGGCCCAGUUAAAGGGUGAGGGAAGGAGGGCCAGUGGAGCGCUCACGACUGACGGCCGGUGGCUCUCUCACCACCUGUAAUGCAGGAGGGAGCAUUGGCCAGCUCUUCUGUGAGGCCUGAGGCAGCCACACCACCCCCAGGCACCCAGGCUAGAUGUGAAGCUAGAAUGAACUUCCUGGGUGAAGGGGGAAUCUGCAAGCUGCCAGGAAGACUCCGCAUCCAGCCGGCACUCUGGAGCAGGGAGGACGUGUUGCACUGGCUGCACUGGGCUGAGCAGGAGUACUCUCUGCAGCGCACUGGGGAGCAUGGGUUUGAGAUGAACGGCCGAGCCCUCUGCAUUCUCACCAAGGAUGACUUCCGGCUUCGUGCACCUGGUUCAGGUGACGUCCUGUAUGAGCUGCUUCAGUACAUCAAGACCCAGAGGCAAGCCCUAGUGUGUGGACCCUUUUCUGGAGGGGCCUUCAGGCAGAAGAUGCCCACUCAGCACUGCCUCUGCCUCCUGGAAGAGGGGACUGGGCCCCCUCAGUUGGCCCCCCGAAGGGAUCUCCUGCAGCAACCAUCACACCUGGGGCUUGCCAGCUCCUUGAGUCCCUUGGCCAAGGGGCCCCUUGGCAGGGAGGUGUCCCUCAACGUUUCUCACUGUGCGGAGCUGGGCUGCAGGGCUGAGGGAUCCUGCUCCUUCCCCACCAUACCGCAGGCCCCCAUUGAUGGCAGGAUCGCUGACUGCCGGCUACUGUGGGAUUACGUGUAUCAGCUGCUCUCGGACGCCAGGUACGAGCCCUACAUCAGGUGGGAAGACAAGAAUGCCAAGAUCUUCAGAGUUGUGGAUCCAAACGGGCUUGCCAGACUCUGGGGAAACCAUAAGAACCGGGUGAACAUGACCUAUGAGAAGAUGUCUCGUGCCUUGCGUCACUACUAUAAGCUGAACAUCAUUAAGAAGGAACCCGGGCAGAAACUCCUGUUCAGAUUUCUGAAGACACCUGGGAAGGUGAGCCAGGACGAGGACAGCCGCCUGGAGCAGCCAGAGAGCCAGGAGCAGGACAGGAUGGAUUUCAAGGAGGAGAUGCUGGAAGUCUCUCCAUGAGGGGCAGGAGGAUUCGGGGCACCAAGCACUGAUGGGACAGAAACUGUCUCCCUUGAAGGCAGCUAGCUGCCUGGUGGUCUCCACCUUCCUCACGGAGCAGUAGGGAUCCCCAGCGGGUUUUGCACUCAUGGGAUCAUAACCAUUGUCUCAGACCUCAAAGCUGCCUGGGCACCUGGGAGGCUGAGAACGGGGAAGCCUCACAUUCUGGACACUGUGGGGGGCAUCGUUCUUGGGUAGGGUAGCACUGGGGCUCAGUGGGGCACGGGGAGUGAACCCUCUCUCUGCCCUACCCCUUGCUACCUGCGCAGCUUGGGAGCGGUAGCGGGGGGCUGAGAGAGCAACCAGCCCAGCUCCUUCAACUUACAGAAGAAGGUAGCCGAGGCCCCUCACUGAGCCUUAGCUCUUUCCUAAAAGGGACAUCCUCCUGAAAACCCCCGCUCUGGGGGCUGAUGCUGGCAUAUGGGAGAAAGGUCGGUCUUAGUAAUAAUAUCACAAUGUUAACUGACAUUUAAGUGCUCACUGUGUAGGACCCUUAGCUCACUUGUGCUAAGGGUCCUACACAUAUUUUAUCUCAUUCCAUUCACACGCCAAACCCCCGAGGUUUAAAGAUGGGGAAACAGAGGCAAGGCUUGCAGAGCUGGGAUGUCUCUCCAGAACGCAGUGCUGUUCCUUGGCUGGUUGGUUGGUUUUAGUGACUCUGCAUGGAUGGGACACUUCUCAAGCCAAGGCCAUGGCCCUGCCUCUCUGCCCUCGGCAUCUCUGCUGAAUGGUUCACCUCACUUGGCCCAAGCUUCUUUCCUGUUUUCAGUCCUUUGUUGAUGUUGUGACUAUGACCCAGUGGGGAUCGCCACUGCCCCCUGCACGUGGCCUCCUGUACUCCAGGACCUGCACCUGCUACGUGACCUUGGGCGGGUUGUUGUCCCUUCUCAGGAGCCUCAGGCUUCUCGCCCGUAAAAUGCAGAUGCUAUUCCUGACCUGACCUCACAGGAUUGCCAGAAAUCUCCGUAAGACAACAUUGGUGACAUGCUUAGCGUGUGCCUGCUCUGUAGGAAGCACUUAGUCCGUGUUCAGAAGAACACUCUGCAAACCCAACUGCCCAAAAGCGUGAAAGUGCCCCUGGGCUAUUGGUUCAGUUUCUCUUCUCCCUGAUGCCCCAGGAGUGGCUGGGGCCUCGCGAAGGGGUCAGAACCUCUGCCCUGUGACCCUUCCAGUAAGGUUUGGGGGAGAAAGGGAAGGGGGUGUUUUCACUUCAUUGAAAACAGAACUUCUUGGAUUCACAUCUUCUUUCUGGGCAGGAAGAAACCUCUGCCGCUCGCCCCCGGGAAGAUCAGGAAAUUCCCCCGUCUGGCGGAGCCUGAGCUGGCUCUGAGUCACUGUGCAGAAGCUGAUAAGGAUUCCUGGACUUGGGCACUCAGAGCUGUGACCACUCCUAAGCAG